Molecule: messenger RNA, 843 nt
Organism: Aspergillus terreus NIH2624
Lineage: Eukaryota; Fungi; Ascomycota; Eurotiomycetes; Eurotiales; Aspergillaceae
Exons: 1
Coding region: 1-843 (280 amino acids)
Molecular function (GO): RNA nuclease activity
Source: RefSeq, a predicted model, not a curated record
AUGUCCGUGACAACCUACGUCCCAAAACCAGCGAUGGAAAACAAGCUAGUCGUCUGUAUCUACAUAGACAACACCAAUCUAUGGAUCGAAGGUCGGAAGACAUACGCUAAGAAAAAGGGUCUCGACACGAGGACAGAUCCAACGUGGCGGUUUGAUGUCGGUCGCUUGAAGACUACCCUCCUGAAGAAAAUCACUUUACCUUCUGAAAAUGUAGAGGUCAAAACCAACCUGUAUGGCUCCAGACCACCUCCAGUCGACACUGUGUGGGAAGCAAUCAAGUGCCAUGAAGUCUAUAUCCACACAUCGAAGCGAAGUACAUGGACAGGGGGCGAGAAAGGCGUGGACCAGCAACCCACUGCCGACGCCGCAUUUCAAGUAUCCGCUGAUUAUUACACCGAGGUCUCAAGCGAGUAUAUAAUCGUCUCCGGUGACCGAGACCUUCUUUCGGCGGUCAAUAAAAUCGCCGACAGCGGUUUUCCUGUCCACGUUUGGUCGUGGAAGGAUAGCCUCGCCAGUGCAUAUUACAAGGGAGAACAGAAAGACCGUAUCCACGUGCAUCUGCUUGAUGAGUAUAUCGAGGAUAUCGGCUUCUGCGAGACUACCUUUCGCGUUGACCGCAGUACCAUUGACCCUCACAGCAUCGUGGUCAUUGAUCCGCUGCCAAAGGCCGAUGCUAUUGAUGAGCUCGUCUCGAAGUUAAAGACCCCGGUAUAUCGGUACGAGUGUCGUACGAAGCGACCGAAUGCAUCCAACAGAGAUCUCGUCAUUAUACCAGCGCUAGCCAGGAUGAUGAAGCCCGCCGACCUCGAGGAUUUAUUCUCAGCAUGUGAAAGCGAGACUUGA